Neopsephotus bourkii (Bourke's parrot) is the source of this 1331-nucleotide messenger RNA. RefSeq lists its product as uncharacterized. NCBI's taxonomy places the organism in Eukaryota, Metazoa, Chordata, Aves, Psittaciformes, Psittacidae. Bases 179 to 1303 code for a protein of 374 amino acids. The transcript has 6 exons. The record is from RefSeq and is a predicted model, not a curated record.
GCAGCCCCAGCACCCGGGGGAGCAGCAGCCUGCGAAGGACCCGCUGCAGGACACCACCAGCGGCUCCGAAGCUGAUGUGGCUGCCGACGUGGGACAGCUGGUGGAGAAGGUGGAAACCGACAAGAACAGCAGCUCCCAGGACAAGUCUGUCUCCCAGGAUCUCCUUGAGAUUAGCCAGAUGAAGAAGGCGCAGUCCCGCAUAGAAGGAAAAAUCCAUAUGAUCCAGGACGCGCUUGGCUUGGGGAACCUCCAGGAUGCUGCCGGCCAGCUGCCAGGCCUCUGGAACCUAAGGACUCUGGCCAGUGAUGUGCAAAUGGUGAAGGAAAGGCUGCGCCUCUACCCGGACCCAGAGGUGGUCAGCAACAUGUUGCACUGGGAUGUGCUGAAGGAUUGCCUGGUGGGCAGGAAAGGAGAACAAGGCGGAGAUGGAGGAAGACCCAGAGGACAAGAAGGAGACCAGUCUGCCACCACCAAGUCUCCCACUUCAGAUGUGGACACCCCACAUGGGUCAAGCUCAGUGCUGGGAUCUAGAGACAGCUCAGUGGGGCUGAAGGAUCCUGGGACAUCUCUAACAGCCCCUAAGCAGCAGGGAGGCGUUCCCUCAGAUCAGAGGAGGGAUGCUAGCACCACAGUGGUGAUGCAGGCAGUGUCUCAGGAUGCACAGACCACCAUCUUGGGGACACAACCAAUACAGCCAGUGUCCACGGGCAUCCAGACCGCCACCCUGGAGACACAGCUAGAGUCUACCGUCACUCAGACCACCAUCUCAGGGGAGCAGCUCAGCACACAGCUUCACCAGGCAGGCCCCCUGGAAGCAGGGACUCUCUUGCCAACAACCCAGGGAUUCGAGAUCCCGCUCGACACUGAUCCCAGGACCACGUCCCACUUGCAAGAGCUGGCGUUGCCCUCAGGCUCCAGCAGUGCCUAUCACAAUGCCUGCAAGUCCUACAUGGAGACGGUGGAGGCUCUCAAGCAGAUUGGGCAGCUCAGACACCAUUAUGCUUCCCUGAAGGAGCAGGUGGCCCAGCUAGAAGCCACCAGGUUGGAGCAGACUGAACUGGAGAAGCUGCGCCUGCUCCUCCAGGAGGGAGGCCAGGAGAGCGCUGCCAACAUGCUGGCUGAUCUCCAGGGCCAGGUGUCAUCCCUGCAGGGCUUGGCCAGUGACCUGCAGGGCCUGGCCAGUGACCUGCAGGGCGAGAAGGGAAAGAUCAGGAUACUGGAGAGUGCCCUUGGCAAACUGGAGGCGGCCAGAGACAGCUGGCAAAUGGACCUCAGCAACCAACUCAGCCCGCCAUUGGGGUAAGAGGACAGGAGAGGGUUUUGUUCCCUGU